Aspergillus candidus is the source of this 1932-nucleotide messenger RNA. RefSeq names its product tricorn protease N-terminal domain-containing protein. The record is from RefSeq and is a predicted model, not a curated record. Lineage: Eukaryota; Fungi; Ascomycota; Eurotiomycetes; Eurotiales; Aspergillaceae. The coding region runs from base 1 to 1932 and encodes 643 amino acids. The transcript has a single exon.
AUGUUGUGUCGAGCCGCCUGCCCCUAUGCGAACCUGGCAGAUACCAAAGAUGUUGAUACGAGCAUCAACCCGCACUCAGGUGCAGUGGUCCCUCGCGCCGUGCCAGGAAAGAAGGGUGUGAUGCUGAUGAACCGCAUCAACCCCUCGUCAUCAGAACUGUUUAUCGCGAAUGCGGACGGUUCCAACGAACGCUCUUUGCUUGGCGACGACUCCGUGUUCGAAUACCACGCAUCAUUCUCCCCUGACAAUAAAAAAGUUAUUUUCACCACUGAACGCAAUGGUGACGGUAACUCCGAUGUCUACAUGGUCAACAUCGACGGUAGCGGCUUGAAAUCAGUCGCUACUACACCCUCUGUUGAAGACGCGGCGGUUGUUUCACCCAACGGGAAGUUUGUCGCCUACGCGUCCACCGCCGGCGUCUACACCUCCAACAUCUGGCUCAUGAACCUUGAGACCGGCGUGGUUCGAAACCUCACCAAUCAAACCGGCGUUACGGGGAAGCCUGAAUCGCCGAACGGGUUCUUCGCGCCGGCCUGGUCGCCCGAUGGAGAAUGGAUCGUCUUUUCCUCGGACCGAAAUACUGCGUGGACAGGUCACGAUGAUGGCUCGGGCUGGGAGCAUACGCAGGAACUGGCUCUUUACGCCAUUACGCCCGAGGGCACUGGUUUUCGCAAGGUGUACGGGAAGUCGGGUCAUACCUACGGAUCGCCCCGAUUCUCCCCGGACGGCAAGCGGAUUGUAUGCUACGAGAUGACUUUGCAAGCAACAUGGGACUCGAGGACAGCUUUCAGCGUGAAUUCAUCGGAAAGCCAGAUCGUUUCAGUAAACUUCAAGUCUGGUAACGAUUUUGUUCGACACACCAAUACAUCUGGUGUCAAGAUAUACCCGCAGUAUGUCUCAAAUACCGACAUCGGAUACCUGAUAAAGGGUGGAGAUGCUGGCGGAAUUCACUAUACUUCUAGCUCGAAAAAGAUCCUCGGCGGUAUGCGUUCCCCGGCGUGGUCUGCCGACGGCAAAUAUGUUGUCUACGAGAAGACUGGGUGGGAUAUUCGGCCAUUGCAGAAGGAGCUCUGGUCCUGGGACUCCGAGUGGGAUUACCGCUUCAUGGACGUGUUCCCCCAACUCUCCCCCCAGGGAAAGCUGGCCUUUACCACCAAGCAGACCGGCAAUCCUGGAAACAGCUCGGUGGCGGUUUCGGCGCCCGACGAUCCAGACUUUGUUAUUGCGUUUGAUACGGACGCAUCAGGCGUCCUUGACCCAGACACGGUGGCCAGGGGUGGUGGUGGAUCGUUUCAGCCUGCAUGGUCGAUGGACGAAGAGUGGAUCGCAUUCGGGCUUGGAUCUUGGUUCCAGAGCCGUGACAAAGCCCCCGGGUGGAUCUUCCGGACCAAGGCAGAUGGAUCGAGCUUCGAGCAACUGACCUUCGGCAACUCAACCAACAAGGGGUACCCCAGCUUCUCUCCCGACGGCAAAAUGAUCGUCUACCGCGAAUGGAUGCCCGGUCUCGGUCUGCGUCUGCUGAAUUUGGAGACCAACAAGACUAAGACUCUGACUACGGAGCGUGAUAACUUGCCGUAUUUCUCCCCGGACGGGGAGUGGGUGCUAUUCACUCGCAACAUGACCGACUUGUCCCGGGAUGAGUUCUCGAACUACGAGGUGUGCAUCAUUCGUCCGGAUGGAACGGAUCUCACUGUACUCACUACGUCGUUUGCCAACGAUGCACACGCCGUCUGGACGGCCGAUGGUCGCAUCUUGUGGUCAAGUGGGAUGUGGGGAUUCCAGGCAGAGGCCGCGACUUACGAUAACACGUUCCAGCCCUAUGGCCAGAUCAUGAUCAUGGAUAUGGAUGGCUCGAACAUGAAGGUCUUGACGGAUAGUCUUUGGGAAGAUGCCAUGCCAGUAUACGUCCCCAACGCUUUUUUGGACCAGUAA